UGAUGUUAUGGGUGAUUUAUGAAUAUAUGAAUACAAAUAGUGGUUUUGUUUGGUAAUGUAUAACACAGGAUAGCUUAUUGAAAUUGUGUGAUAUUAUUACAAAGUGCGUAAAAAAGGAUUUUAACUAGAAACAUUCUGAUGGGAUAUUUAGUUGGAGGCACAACUUAAUAACUUCAAUCUGUUUUAUAAUUGUACAGGUUAGUUUCUGUAUAUCAUAAAAUAAUAACCUAUUAUUAAACAAAAUCAGAAUGUUGAAUUUUGACAAUAGUUCUGGUAAAUUUUUUGUUCAAAGUGACAGAGAUGAAAAUACUGAAUUUUUAAGUCGACAAAAAAGUGUUUUUGAAAAACUUGAUGCAGUUGUCAAAGAUUCAGAAAAGAACCUUGAGAAACAAAACUUUAAAAGGCCUGUUAUAUCUGAAGACAUAAGGACCCACAAAAGGCUGCGGCAUGAUACACGUCAAUUUAGAGGUCAAGAGAGCAUAUUUAAACGUCCUGAAGCUCCUCCACCAGCACGUUUUAAGAACAAUACACCUGACUAUCAAAGACAUCCUCAAAAAUGGACAAAAUACACGCUUAGUGAUGUUUCGCAAGAAGAUAUGUCAGAACAAAGUAAUACUGCUGCAGCCAUGUCAUUUCUACGGGAAUUGAAAGCAAAGAAAGAAAUGGAAUCAAUGGAAGUAGAUAGUGAAGUCAAGCAAAUUACAUUCAAGAAACCAUCAAAGCAUUUAGAACCCAUAGUGAGCAGUAGUGCCCAAUAUGAUUCACCAAGUUUUCGAAGCAGUAAGGUUGUUAUGCCAGAAUAUGUUGUUGGGGAGAAGAAAGCUUCAAAAAGAAAUUCAGCAAAACCUAAAGAAAAAACUGAAAAAUCCAAAGAAAUCAAACUGGACCAUUUGAAUGAAGAUGAUGAACUUUGAACAUUCACAUAGGCUACUCAACAUAUUUUUACUAUGUGAUUCAUUAUACUAUUGUAAAUAUCGUAUAAAAUUGAAAAAAGAAAACGUAGCCUAGCAGCUUAAAUGUCAACUGUAAAAAAAUUGUGUUUUUUCAUAUAGCUUAGAUUAAACACUGUUAGGCUUCAACAAUACAUUAAAUGAUAUUAUUAUCUAAAA
Messenger RNA from Homalodisca vitripennis (glassy-winged sharpshooter), 1109 nucleotides. Its product is annotated as protein TSSC4. Bases 249 to 914 code for a protein of 221 amino acids. The transcript has a single exon. Lineage: Eukaryota; Metazoa; Arthropoda; Insecta; Hemiptera; Cicadellidae. The record is from RefSeq and is a predicted model, not a curated record.